Molecule: messenger RNA, 6153 nt
Organism: Suillus subaureus
Lineage: Eukaryota; Fungi; Basidiomycota; Agaricomycetes; Boletales; Suillaceae
Product: putative polyketide synthase
Exons: 16
Coding region: 1-6153 (2050 amino acids)
Biological process (GO): fatty acid biosynthetic process; secondary metabolite biosynthetic process
Molecular function (GO): fatty acid synthase activity; 3-oxoacyl-[acyl-carrier-protein] synthase activity; phosphopantetheine binding
Source: RefSeq, a predicted model, not a curated record
AUGGAAAACCGUGUGUCGCCAACGGUUUCCGUACCUUUGUUUCCUGGACAAGGGUCUUCAUCUGGUGCCCUAGCCUUGGCUCUUCAGCAGGCCCUCCGUGAUAUUCGUUCACCAUCUGGCCAUUUGCUUUUGGCUUCAUGCCACGAGGCUUUUCAUGCAGAGGUGUUGAAGCUAUCAGCAGAUGAGCUCAACGAAACCCACAUUUCCCUGGUCGAUUUUCAGGAAGCCACCUCGCUUCUAUCAUCUUCGAGUCUGUACCAGAACAAUCCCAUCAUUUCCAGCAUCUCGCUCUUCCUCGUUCAAGCGCUGAGAUACCUUGCGCACUUCUCAGGCUCAUCAACAGAACCCAAUGGCCGUAGUACUUUCGCAGAUAAUGCCGACCACAGUCUUGGGGUGACUGGCUUCUCCUCAGGGAUCAUCACGGCAUGCGUGGUAGGAGCUUCUAACAGUGUGCUCACGUUCAUGUCAAAUGCAGUAGAGGCAUUUCGCCUAGCAUUUUGGAUCGGCGUGCGAUCUAUGCAGCAUAGAACCAAAGAGCUUCAAUCCGCUUUGGGUUUCCCUGACACAGGACUCCCUUGGAGCGUCGUUUGUGUUGGCUUGAGUAGAGCCGAUGUCUUGGGCUUUAUCUCUGAUUUCGAAACCAAGAACGAUUGCAAUUCUUCCCUUCACCUGACGGCUAUUUUGGAUACACAGCAGGUCACCGUUUCGGGUCGUCCUGAUAUCCUACAGCGUUUCUCGUCCUCAAUUUCAAUUUCCAAGUCCUGCACAAUUCAUCCAACGACUGUAGAUGCUUUAUAUCAUGCACACACCCUCCACAAUGUUCACGCCCAAGUCCUGGCUGAUUCCAGAAGACAUCUGAUUCGAUUUCCUGAUUUUUCCGACCUUAAAUAUCCCGUGUUUUCGACCGUCUCUGGGAAGCCUGUGUUGCCAAGUUCUGAGCACUCCUCUCUUGUUGACGCAGUCCUUGACAUGAUAAUCGUGUCUCCUGGGCUUGGUGGUUCGGUACCGGCCGAUGCUCCCACACAAGUAUUAAACUUCGGCCCUAGCUCUGGUCUUCUCCGAAUACUGGAGAAAUCACUCUCACAAGAAAGUUACUUCGGUUCCAGCAGCCCUGAUAGUCCGAAGGGGAGCAAUUUCAAACAAGAGCCGAUAGCAAUUAUCGGAAUGGCACUUCGCUUGCCUGGUGGUGCAAGAACCGCGAACGAGCUUUGGGAGCUUCUUGAGCGAGGAAUUAAUACUAUUUCAGAGAUUCCGGCAGACCGUUUCCAAUUAGAGCGCUACACAUCUGCCGACGCUAAAAGCGGCCGGGGGAUGAAGGCUCGUACCGCGAAUUUCAUAGAUUGUGUUGACGAGUUCGACUACAAAUUCUUCAAGGUAUCACCUAGGGAAGCAAAGAGCAUGGAUCCACAGCAAAGAGUUCUUCUGCACACUGCUCAUGACGCCCUUGAGAACGCUGGUUAUGUUCCAGAUGCUACCCCGUCUUUCCAGCGUGAUAGCUUUGGUUGUUUCAUCGGUACUGCAACCCAUGAUUAUGCAGACAAUUUACGGGAGAAUAUUGACGUGCAUUAUAGCACAGGAACCCUGAAAGCUUUCCUUAGUGGCCGCAUAUCGUACGCCAUGCAACUUGGCGGUCCUUCCAUGACUAUCGAUACUGCUUGUUCAUCGUCAAUUGUCGCAAUCCAUCAAGCCUGUCGUUCACUUGUUAAUGGGGACUGCAGGGCUGCAAUUGCAGGCGGAGUCAACACCAUGUCGAGUCCGGACAUGUUUAUUGGCCUGGAUCAUGGGCAUUUUCUCAGCCCGACCGGCCAGUGCAAAUCUUUUGAUGCAUCGGCUGACGGCUACUCUCGAUCAGAGGGAUGCUCUCUUUUCAGAAGCGACGAUAUUCUUGGUGUCAUCCGUGGUGUUGAUCUCAAUCAGAGUGGGCUAGCGCACUCAAUCACCCACCCGCACGUACCUUCCCAGGUUUCUCUAAUGAACAGGCUCCUAAAGAACUCCGGAAUCGAUGCAUCACGUGUCAGUGUCGUAGAAGCGCACGGUACUGGUACCCAGGCUGGAGACUUUUCCGAGCUCCAGAGUAUCCGCGCCGUUCUUUGCCGUGCUCGCGAUAGCGGAAACCCCCUCCAUGUCACUUCAAUUAAAGCCAACAUCGGUCACUUGGAGGCUGCUUCUGGCGCUGCUGGACUUGCCAAACUUUUGCUCAUGUUCCAACAUGAUACGAUUCCUGCUCAAAUCUCCCUCAAGACAUUGAACCCACGUAUCACACCACUAGCCCAGGAUAAUACUAUCAUCGACACGGUUCCCACGCCGUGGGUGCGCGGAUCGUCGCCCCGCAUGGCGCUGCUCAACAAUUUCGGAGCAUCAGGUUCAAAUGGGGCACUCAUAGUGGAAGAGUAUCCAAAGCAAGCGAAAGCUCCAGCUAGUGGCAUAUCUUACGUCUUUGGUAUCUCUGCCAAAUCUCGUGAGGUCCUCGAAACUCUCCGCCUUAGCUACUUCCGGUGGCUUCACGACGCUAGAAAUCGCUCAAUUCCCAUGAGCGACAUCGCGUAUACUGCUACAGCAAGAAGACAGCUGUACCCUUUCAGAAUUUCAAUUGACGUAGGGAGCAAGGCGCAACUUGUCCAGGCUCUUGCAAGCGCUGAGGUGUCUCAUUCCGAGGGAAAUUUCGGUCAAGUAGUCUUUGUCUUCUCUGGACAAGGCAGCUAUUAUCGUGGCAUGGGGAAGCUCCUCUAUUCGACCUCUCCGGUCUUCCAGCGCUGCAUUGACAGAUGCCACCGAUACCUCGUGUCCAAAGGCUUUGCGGGUAUCCUUCCAAGUAUUGUUGGGGAGGCCGCAGAUAGUGGGUCGGAUGAAAUAGAAGAGUUCGAAGCGUCUCAAACUUCUACGAUGGCGCUAGAAGUCGCGUUGGCAACAUUAUGGAUACAUUGGGGUUUGACGCCUUCCACAGUCGUUGGGCACAGCCUCGGUGAAUACGCCGCUCUAGUCAUCGCCGAGGUGCUCUCGCUGGAGGCAGCCUUGUUUUUGGUCGCAUCACGUGCUCGCCUCACAUGGCGCAUGUUGGCUAUCAGGCUCGGGGAGCAACAAAUCAACACCGUUCUGAAAUCCGGGUCAUACUCGGAUCUCUCUGUCGCUUGCGUCAACAGUGAUCGCGCCUGCGUCGUUUCUGGCCCAUUGUCUCAGCUGCACGCUUCUGACCGGGGAGCUCGUCUCCUUGACGUUCCUUAUGGAUAUCACAGUCAAGCAAUGGACCCUGUUCUGGAUGAUCUUACCCAACUAGCACGCACUGUGUCCAUUGGCUCCACCGUUCUUGGACGACUUGUUCCCGCAGGAGACACUUCGACCUUCGACGCAACCUACUUCUCUUCGCAUUUCCGUCGGCCUGUCCUUUUUGCUCCAACCGUCGACGUCCUGUCGAAGCAGGCGCUAUUGCCUUCGUUGAGCAAAAAUGAUAACGCUACUCUUACCUCCAGCCUAUCCCAGCUCUACAGAACCAGUGCUCCUUUGAACUGGCGCAAAGUCUUUUCGGAGCUGUCCCCAGCAACCUGCGCCGAUCUGCCACCAUACCCACUCGAGAGGAACAAAGUUUGGGUACCAUACAAAGAACCUUUCUAUGAAUCUCUUCCACCACCUCAAACCGUGGCACCAGCACGAAACACGGCACCAUCACAAACCAUUGCACCACCACAAAUCACGGCACCAACACGAAGCACGGCACCAGCACGAAGCACAGACAGCACAGCACCAUCACAAACCAUUGCGAAAUCCGAUCUGAUAUCUGACUAUACCAUGCUGGGGUGGUGGGUGCAGUACCCAUCGCGCGAGAACGGCAACUCGGCCAGUUUCGAUACUCCCAUCGAAGUUUUAGCUCCGUUUAUUGAAGGACACAAGGUUGCAGGGCACUACCUAUGCCCAGCAUCAAUCUAUCUUGAACAAGUUCUUUCGGGCGCAGAUCUUUCACGGCGUCAUCUUAAACUCGAUUUCGGGAAGAGUAUGGCUGCUAUCCGAGGUGUUAAUUUUGCGAAACCACUUGUUUACCAUCCCCAAGUCAAUCGCAUUGUCCGCACGCAUGUCACCAUUCACGAAGAUGGCACUGGUCUCUUCAAUAUAACAUCCAGACUGCAAUCUUCUCAAGACGAAUCGGUUCACGUCCGCGGAGAAAUACGCUUCCAAUCCACCAAGGAGACUUCUGCUAAUCUUGAAAGUCAAGCAGAGAUCUUUUCCACUCGAACGCUAUACGAAGUUGUCUUCCCUCGUGUUGUUGAAUACUCUUCAAAGUAUCACACGAUCCAGUCUCUGACUGCCAGCGCGGAUGGAAUGGAUGGUAUAGCGCAGAUCAAGCUUCCAGAUGCCCCACGACUCUCUUUCGCCUCUCAUCCUAUUUUCGCCGACACCCUCCUUCAUACCGCUGGAUUCCUAGCAAAUACGCAAGGCGAUAUCGGCGACGCUUAUAUCUGCAGCGAGGUCGGGUCAUUCCAGAUGCUCUCUGAGUUCAUUGAUCAAGAACAAACGUACACUGUUCAUUGUCGCGGGUCGUGGAUGUCCUUUGACAACAUCGUUCUCACCGAAGCAUAUGCUGUCCAAGAACAAGAGCCUCGUCGUGUUGUUGCGCUUAUGAAAGGCAUCCAAUUCAAGCGCGUCCGCAUGAACGGUCUUGCUCGAGCGUUGGAAAAUGCAGCAGACUCCGUCCCUGCGCAGACACGAAAUCGAACCGAUUCAACCAGUACACAAAACACAGGCGGUGUACAAACAAGUAACUCUGGUAAUUCUAGCAGACCAUCUUCACCGGAAACCCUAGUGUCUGAGGACGAUGUACGCAUCCGCAUCAGAGAUAUCAUUGCGCAGGUGCUCGGCCUUCCGACUGCCGAUAUACAAGAUCACUCUGACUUCAAAUCGCUCGGCCUUGACUCCCUCAGUUCAUUAGAAGCUUUACAUGCGGUCAAAACUGAGCUCAAAGUUGACCUUCCUCACGACGCAUUUGAGUCUUAUUCUACAAUUGCAUCCUUGAGCACUUUGCUCGAUAAAUCCCAUCCCCCCGAGAAAUCCGUGGAAAGAACCCCCCAGAAGUCCUUGGAAAGACCACAACCGCCGCCAGCUAGAUCCGCCGAGUCGACAGAAACAGUAUCCGAUAGUGACAGACGCAUCCGCAUGAGAGGUAUUAUCGCGGAAGUACUUGGCCUUCCGCUUUCCGAUGUAGAAGAUGACUCCGACUUCAAAUCGCUCGGCCUUGACUCCCUCAGUUCAUUAGAAGCUCUACAUGCACUCAAAUCCGACCUCAAUAUCGACCUCCCCCACGACACAUUCGAGUCCUAUUCCACAAUCGCAUCCUUGAGUGCUUUUCUCGAUAGAUCUUCCUCCCCAAAGAAGUCCUCGGGAAGAUCCCGUGCGUCGACGAGAACAUUACAGCCCGCAUCGUUUGAUAAUCGCAUGUCACAACUCCAAUUCAGCAAGGACGAGGUCGCUGUCCCGUUACUUCUUAUCCACGAUGGCAGCGGCUUAAUAAGCCAUUACAAUCGUUUGAUGCCGUUACAUCGUGACGUCUUUGCUCUCUCCAAUCCUUGUCUGAUUACCGGUGGAAAAUGGGAGAGUGUCGAGCAGAUUGCAGAAUCCUACGCCAACGUCGUUUUGGGUGCGAAAUCAGAUCAGAUCAUUAUUGGCGGGUGGUCAUUUGGCGGCGUGGUGGCCUUCGAAACCGCUAAGAGGCUCGCUCAGAACGGCGUACGUGUCCGCGGCAUCGUUCUCAUCGACUCUCCUUGUCCUGGCAAACAUGUGCCCCUUUCAUCAUCUGUUAUAGACCACGUCACGAUGUCACACUCCCGAGGAAUUGAUUCAGGAACCAUAAGUCUCGUCGCAGAACAAUUCAAAGAAAGCUCGCGACUCCUUUCUGUCUACAAGCCAUCUCGUGAAGGAAAGCUUGAAGUUCCGAUAGUUCUGCUGCGCUCGUCUGAGGGGUAUGCUCCUCCGGGUUUGGACGUUCCUCACUGGUUGCAAUAUCGUGGAAGCGAAGGUGCCGUCGUUGGUGAAUGGGAAGCCCUCACACGGUCCCCUGUAAAAACCUGGUCAAUUCCAGGAGACCAUUUCGCACCUUUCAAUCCCGAAAACAUCGAACAAACAUCUCAGCAGCUCAAGGAAGCGUGUCACUUCGUGGAAAGGCUAUAA